AUGGGUCACCUCAUCGGCGUGCUCACGCCUCUCCCCGAUUGCAUCGCCAGCCUGUGUUUUCUCCUCGUUGCUGUCUUCAUCUUGACCGCUCACCGUCGUAGAAUUGAGCACGUGACAGGCUGGCUGCGUAAGCUCGCGCCGGUGACCACUCGGGUUGCGCGGGGCACCCGGCGUGGCCUCUCCAUCCAGGUGACAGGCCGUGCGAUAGCGCACCGCGCCUUGGUGGAGCACAGCGCCGCCUUCCUCGACCGCCCCACCGGCGCGGUGCCAAGUACCAUCCUCACACGUGACCGCCACCAUAACAUCCUGUCGGCGCCAUACGGCCCGUACUGGCGCGCCGUCCGCCGCAACGUAGCUGCCGGUGUCCUCCACCCAUCUCGCCUCUUCCGACUCAGCGACACCCGUGCCCGCGUGCUGGGCGACCUGGCGCGCGACCUCAGAUCCGGCGCCCCGGCAGCCGAGAGCCUCUAUUUCGCCGUGUACUCUGUCCUCGUUGAGAUGUGCUUCGGCAAGGACGUCGUCUCCAAGCUCGGGGACACGCGCCUCCGUGCCAUGCAGAAGUUCCAGCGUGACAUCCUCGUCGCGUUGCCCUCUUUUGGGGUGCUUGUGAGGUACCCGAGGAUGAGCAAGCUCAUCUACCCAUCACGGUGGCGCCAGCUUCUCUCUCUCCGGCGGCAGCAAGAAGAAUCUUUCUUGCCGCUCGUCGCCGAGGUCAAGAAUAACCGGAAGGACAAGCAUGACGCCAGCUUCAAGACUUACGUGGAGUCCCUCCUGGACCUGCGAAUCCAUGAAGACGGCGGCCGGGCCGUCGCGGAUGGCGAACUCGUCAGCCUCAUCUCGGAGUUCCUCGGCGCCGGCUUGGAGUCCACGGCUGCUGCCCUACAAUGGACGAUGGCCAACCUCGUAAAACGCCCCGACCUGCAGCAGAAGCUGCGGAUCGAGGUCGACGCCAUUGGCUGCAACCAGCGUAUCAUCGAGGAGGCCGAGCUAUCGCGAAUGCCCUACCUCAAGGCCGUCGUGCUCGAGAGCCUGCGGCGCCACCCACCGUUUCCGUUUGUGGUGCGCCGGAUGGAGGGCAAGGAGGCCGCGGAGGCGGUCGGCCUGACGAGUGUGCCGGGCGGUGGCGCGACGGCGAAUUUCCUCGUUGGGAAGAUCGCCCGCGACGCGGUACCGUGGUCGGAUGCGACAGAGUUCACGCCUGAGCGGUUCAUGCCCGGCGGGGACGGCGAGGACACGGACCUGACCUGCACGAGGGAGCUCAGAAUGAUGCCAUUCGGAGCCGGGAGGCGCGCGUGCCUGGCGAUCGUGCCGGCGAUGCUGCACCUCGAGUACUUCGUGGCCAACCUGGUCAAGGAGUUCGAGUGGUGGGAGGCCGACGGAGAGGACAACGCGGUGAACCUCACCGAAUUCCGCGGGUUCUUCAUCACCGUCAUGGAUCGCCCGCCUCGUGCCUCGCGACGCGGUAUGACCCUCCGGAUGCACCCGUCGGUGCCGUUCGUCCUACGCCGAUGA
Molecule: messenger RNA, 1512 nt
Organism: Triticum turgidum subsp. durum (durum wheat)
Lineage: Eukaryota; Viridiplantae; Streptophyta; Magnoliopsida; Poales; Poaceae
Source: the annotation of a GenBank genome assembly